UUCUGGAUUUAUAGCAGCUUAGAUGGUCAUAGUGGGGAAAGUGUUCUCUUGGCAAUGCUGUUUUUACCAUUCGUAUUGCAGUACGUGUGUUCUACAGAAAAACACAGCACGCUUUUCCAUGGUGUUAAAUUCAGUUCUCAAUAAACUUCUUAAUGAUUCCAAGACAGACAGAAUAGCAUGUCUUUUUGGAAUGGGUUUUCCUUUAAAAAAAAAUAAAUAAAAAAAUGUGGCAAUCAUAGAAAAAGACAAAUGUGUGGAAGUAAUUUGAUUUAGCGUUUCAUUUUAAGGAAUUGAUUGAGGAUAUUAAAUAUUUAAUUUUGCAAAAAAUGACAGCAUAUUAUUUUGUUUGCAUGCAUUAAGAAUAUCAGAAAAACUUUACUUUUGUAUUUGGAAACUCAUGACUCAUAACUUCAAAACUUGCAGCUUGAAUUUUAAAACUAAUGUUUAUGUCAAACAUAGCAGUUUUAUUACUUGGCAAAAUUUACAAGACACUUUUUAAUGUGGGGCAACCAGUACUACUAUUUUUAUUAAAAUACCAUUUUCUCAGAAUUAGCACAUGCGUCUGUGGUACUGGGGCAUAUCAGAAGGGGCACAUAUAGUUGAAAGCUUUGAUUCUAAUCUUAGGAAAGAUCUGUGCAAUUACUGUAGGAGAUAUACUGUAUACCAAAGAAAUAGGACUUAGAUUUCUUUUUACUGUUUAUAUGCAUACGUAUUACCGACUGACUUCUUGCAUGUGUUAACCUACCCACUGUUCUGUUUUCACAUGAGCUGUAAUUGGAAAAACAUUUGCUCUUUAGAUCUUUCAAGUAUAGUUUAAUAGUACAGUGACAUUAGCAUGAUAAAAAUAGAGCUUUUACAAGCCUGCUUCUGACAGGGAAUAUGGAGAUCUACUUAAUUCCAUGACAGAGCAGUGCAAGCCUUUCCACAUUGUCUGCAAGUCAGAAUACCAGGCACAGUUUAGUUUAUACUAUAGUCUUGUUAAAUCUAGAAAUUAAUACCACCACCAGAUUUCUGGGCUGUGCAAAUAAAGAGCAGAACAAUAUUUUUUUUUAUAAUGCUUAGAUUUUGGACCUGAAUGUUUUCAAAUUGGAUAGAAAUCUUUGCCAAACUGGCAGAGGGUUUAAUAGAUGCGUAGGCUUCCUAAAAAAAGCCCAGUAAGUCUUAAAAAUGGUAAGGAUUUAAACAUGGGAGUUAUGAGAGUUGUAUCUACGUGGUGUGUAUCUGUAUGCUAUCUAAACAUGUUUAAAAUAAAAAUGUACAAUAGAUUUAGUAGAAUGAGUUUGCCGUUAUACAUUCAAUGGGAACAGCAUGACCUAUAUUCUGUUGCAGUUUUGCUAUUUUCCCUUCGGGUGCCCUAAAAUUAAACCCUAAGUCAUUUUUAGUUAUAGUUUCAGACAAUCCUGCUACUUCACAACCUACUGCUGUUUAUCAAAUGGUGGCUGAUGAUUGGUGACUGCCGUGCUACAAGGUAUUAUGGCAACUUGACAUAUUUCGACGAAGUUUAAGAGGCUUAACUGGACAUGUGUGUCAGGGAGAUGCGUGCAUAUUUUGUGCAUUAAAGGCAAUAUUUUCACAAUUUCAACACAGUCGAGAAAAAGCACUGCCAUCAGAUAAUAUGAGACAUGCCCUGGCAGAAAGUUUUAAGGAUGAACAGCGUUUCCAGCUUGGAUUCAUGGAUGAUGCAGCAGAAUGCUUUGAAAAUAUCCUUGAGAGGAUUCAUUUUCACCUAGUGCCAAACAGUGAAACGGAUAUGUGCACUUCAAAAUCCUGUAUUUCUCAUCAGAAGUUUGCUAUGACACUGUAUGAACAGUGUGUAUGUCGCAGUUGUGGAGCAUCGUCAGACCCAUUGCCUUUUACGGAAUUCGUGCGUUAUAUUUCUACCACAGCCCUGUGUAAUGAAGUAGAAAGAAUGAUGGAGAGGCAUGAACGUCUCAAGCCAGAAAUGUUUGCAGAAUUGCUGCAGGCAGCAAAUACUACUGAUGACUACAGAAAGUGUCCUAGUAACUGUGGUCAAAAAAUAAAAAUUCGUCGUGUUCUUAUGAAUUGUCCUGAGAUUGUCACUAUUGGUUUAGUCUGGGAUUCAGAACACUCUGACCUGACAGAAGAGGUUGUGCGGAAUCUGGCAACACAACUUUAUCUUCCUGGGCUGUUUUAUAGGGUUACAGAUGAAAAUGCCAAAAAUAGUGAACUUUUUCUUGUGGGAAUGAUUUGCUACACGAGCCGACAUUACUGUGCCUUUGCCUUUCACACCAAGAGUUGCAAAUGGGUGCUGUUUGAUGAUGCUAAUGUAAAAGAGAUCGGAACAAAAUGGAAAGAUGUGGUCUCCAGGUGCAUUCGAUGUCACUUCCAGCCAUUGUUGCUAUUUUAUGCUAACCCAGAUGGCACAGCCGUAUCUCCAGAAGAUGCUCCAAAGCAGAUUAUUCACUGGCCUCAGUGCAAAGCAGCAGGAGGAAAUGGGGAAGACUUGGGAUUUGAAAAGCAUUCUGCUCCUAAAUCGGACCUUGUGAAAGAGAAUGGAAUUGGAGACCCUGCUAAUCAAAGGAGUAAUAAAAAACUUCAGCCAGAUAAUUCAGCAUUCAGUAGAAGCCAUAUUCAAGCUAGUGGUGGUAGAGGGCCAGCUAAGUUAGGUUACAGCGAUCAAAAGGACAGGCUAAAGGACAUCUCCAGAGAGUGUGCUCAGAAAGCUGCUGAUAUGAAGAACUUCUCAUCUUUGCGAAAAGAUGCAGACAGAGGACCAAGAAAAGAGUCUGGGAGACAAAGAGAUUUGAUUGGGGAAGAUCGUCCCAAUGUUAAGUUGGGGUCUCCUCUGGUUGGAAAUGGACUUAGAUACUGUGCUGAUCAGCGCAUAUACGGCAGCCAGGGAAGAGGCUGCUAUAAACAUGACAGUGCACCUCACCAAGCAAAGCUUUCUGUACAGGUACUUGGAUCAAAUAAAACAGAAGCUUUUCCUGCUGGGGAGAAACCAAUGAUAAGGACCCGAACUGACGGUGUGACUGGCUACGAUACAGACACUAGUCAAGAGUCGAGGGACAAAGGGAGUAUCAUAAGCAGCAGAAGCAGAAGUAAAGGUUGGAAACCUAUGCGAGAGACACUAAACGUAGAUAGCAUUUUCAGUGAGACUGAGAAAAAACAGCAUAGCCCAAAGCACAAGGCAAAUCCAAACAGUAAAUCUAAGCAUGAAAAGGAGCGAAGCUUUAACCAUUGGCCAAAAGAGAACCAAAUCCAGAAAGGUUUAAUGACUAUAUAUGAAGAUGAAACAAAACAGGAUACAGGAAGUCGAAGUUCACUGGAUUCAGAGGGAAAAGGAAAUGCUGAAAAAAGCAAAGGAUUUACAGAGAGAAAAAUCCAUGGUGAUAACUGGCAAAUUCAGAGGACAGAAUCUGGAUAUGAAAGUAGUGAUCAUAUCAGCAAUGGAUCUGCAAAUCCAGACUCGCCUGUUAUUGAAGGAAUCAAUACAGCAGAUGUCAAGAAUGUUAGAGAAAGUGCUUCCUGCAGGAAGGAAUUGACAGUGUGUUUGUCAGCUCCCUAUCUGGAUUGUGACCAGAACUUGUCAACCAAAAAAGCUGACAAUGUGUUACAUUCAGUAUCCCAGCAGAACAGAAGCUUUUAUGACUUGAGGAAAGACCAGAUCAAUUCAGACACUAACUACAGACCUCAUGUUAAUUUCCCGACAGAAUUACAGCUGCAGGUGCCCAGUCCUCCAGUAAAGAGAGCUGAAAUGCCCGAGACCAACAGGAAAUUUUUCCCAUCAUCAGCUCUACAGCCAGUUCUUAAAGACAUCGUUAAGUCAGAAAGCAGGAACAAGGCCAAUGAACAGAAUCCUUCAGAGUGGCUUAAUCAAGACAAGCUUGAGAAGAUGAAUGUGUCAGUAUAUUGUGCUGAUGGUGUAUCCCACCCCUAUGUAGAAAACGUCUGUGGACAGAAGCUGAUGAACAAUGACUUUCACUCCUCUUGCCAGCCACAGUCUCAGCAUGCAAGAACGGUUGGUCCCAAGGUGGGGUUGUCACCUUGUGUGGCACAGAACCUGUCAGAAAGGCCCAUGGGGCUUCCCCCUCCCAGUGAGCAUGCUGGGCACCCACUCCGAAGGGCGGAUGCUCUUUGGGUGCCUGAAACAGUGUACCAGAAUCUUCCUCCCCCUUUACCGCCAAAGAAAUACGCUCUGAAUACUUUGCCAGGAUCAGAAAAUAACUUGGCAGCUGAUGUAAGAUCAACAGAAGUGUUGCAAAAUAACCCAUUAAGGCAAACAGGUACACCUUUAAAAUCUGCAUCAGAAUCAAGCAUAUUUACAAAUGAACAAAGGCUUAAAGAACCGUUUCAAGGGAGUGAGCUGUUUAUUCAUAAACCAGAUUCGCCACCUCACUUACCAGUUAAUGACUUUUGGACUGUGUCUGAAAACUUCUUAAAGAAAGGAUCUCGUAAUACGGGACCAGGUGCUGGCUACGUGGAUGGAAAUGAGAGUGUAUCCCUAACGACUUAUUUUUCAGUAGAUAGUUGUAUGACUGACACAUACAGGAUGAAAUAUCAUCAGAGACCCAAGCUGUAUUUUACAGAUAGCGGAAGCUUUCACAAAGAAAAGCAUCCUCCAUCAGCUGGAGUAGAACUGAAUGCUACAUACCAUGCUACUCUUGAGCCCAGGCAUCCCACAUCUGAGCAAAGGUACAAGGCAAGUGUAGAGGGCAUACACUGCAGUAGAUAGAUUCUUAAAAUCUGGAUCUGACUUUUGCAUUUCAUGGAGUCUGUAAACAGGCACAAACCUUGAAUCUCUCUGCGUGUGAUAACUGGGCACCCAGUUGACUGUACUUUCCUUAGGAGUUACGACUCUUUAAAUGAAUAUGCAAACAGAGGUGAGAGGAGGAGAGGUGCUAAACUUCUGGUUCUUUAAUUUGUUACUCUAGUUGCCUUAAUGCUUACCUCUGUUACUCAGCUUGUCUUCUACAGUUUAUAUUAAAAAUGGUCCCUUUGGGUGUAUGCAUCCCACAGCAGUGAGAUCAACUAGAUGUUACUAAUUUUGUAAGAAGAUUUAAUUAGUUGCAGUUGAAAAAGUGUUCCUUCAGACUGUGGUCACUAUAUACUUAGACUAACAAAAGCGAUAAACAUAUUACCAUAUAUAAUGCAGUAAAUCUAGUUAUAAUAGAGCGGUAUUUGUCCUGAUAGGUAGCAGGAGGUAACACGGUUUUUUUCAACUGACUUCUCUGAGAGUCUGUGCUUUGACAAACCUUCAAGUGUCUUUAAUACAAGUUUACCCAGAGAAUUUCUAACUUUUUAUUUGAAAAGCCUUAAUAAUAAUUCUUUAAAAAUGGUUCUGGUUUGCAAGUGUUAAAUAAGAUUUUCAAAGGGAAUUCAAGUAAAUUGCAGUAAGAGACUGUACUAUUCAUAUACCUGCUCUAUGUUAGUGUACAUUUUCAUACACAUUUAUCAGAUUUUUCACCCUAUAACCUAUAUACUUUAACUUAUUAAAUUUAAACACAUAAGCUACAAACUGAUAUAGCAGAAUACGAUGCUAAUUUUAAAAUAGUUAUCUUGCAAUUAUGACAGAUUAAUUUUGUAAUGUGUUAGAUAUAUUUACUACUUACGUUCAGUUCUGAUUUAUUCUACAAUUGCAUGCACAGUCAAUGCUGCUAUUUAUUGAACUUCCUAUCUUUUUUCAGCUUGACAUUUUGAGCAGUGUUUAAUGGGGAUCAGACAUUUGAUUUUACUGACGUUUUUCCCUGUUCGGAGCAGUCGUACCCAUGGAUAUGAUCUGUAUGAGCAGAUGAGCCUGAAAACCUGCAGCCAUUUGGACUGCGGUGGCUGAGAGGGCACAAAAAAAGCAGUUCCUCUCUUUCUCUGCUCUGCAGUUUGGGCAGCUCUGGCAUUUACCAUGUCUUUUGUUAACCUGACUUUAUUUCAAUAACAAUGAGGGUUGAUUUGGCUUUUGUGUGGUUAGUUAAAUCAGUGCACAGAACUAUCUAGAAAGUGCUGUGGCGCAGUGAGGGCUGGGGAGGAAAGAAGGGCGAGCAGGAUUUUGCCCACCCAGCAGCCCUGAGUGUUUGAAAUGACCUGUCAUGUCUUGUGGUGUCAGAAGCAGGGGCUUGGAGUUCUGCUUCAGUCUUACCAUAACACUGAGCAAUGUAUAAUUAAGAAUUAAUGUCAGCAAAGCCUGACACAAUCUGAAAAGGCUAAAUUUUGCCCUUAUUCGUUAACUUGGGGUGCUGCUGAUUACAUCUAAACUUCAAUACCUUUUAGUUAGGAAAAUAAUGCAAAAUUAAAUCUGCAUAAUAAACACUCUUGCUUAUACUUGCACUGUUAGUCAGAAAGGCUUUUUUAUGUUUAUAAACCAUAUGUGAGCUUUAGUGCUUCAACCAAAUGGUGGUGAUUGUUUAGCACGAUUAUCCAAGGUGUAUAUUUAAACAGUAGUUUUGGUUAUUCUGUGUCAAGGUCAGGAUUUUUUUUUUUAUUAAACUACAUGUAACUUACAGUAGAACUGGAACAUGAUAUAUGCAACAAACCAAGUAUCUCAGAUUAAUCUUAUUUCUACCUUCUUAAUUAACAUUUGUUGUAGCACUUGGAAAAAAUUCUAGAAUUUGUAGUGCAAAUAAUUAUGCAUGUUUAGGUAUGGCUGCUGGUAAACAGCAACUUAAAAAAAUGCUUUUGUAAGAAAAUCAGUUGAAUACAGAAAAAGAACCUGGAAAAUCUAAGAAUUUGGAAGACUAAUUGUAAUAUUUUUGAGAGGUUUCAAAAGCUGUAAAUUAAACUUUUCUAGUUUGUCUAGCAAUGUUACAUAAUAUAUAUAGCCAGUUAAGUAAAACUGUCUUCUAAUACUUGUGUAAAAACAAAGAUUAUUGGAAUUUGUAAAUAAUGUAUAAUUUGUAAAAUGUUUUGCAAAAAUCUUAUAUUUGAAAUGACAGUAUUUUUAUGUAUGAAUAGCACAGCAACAACUGUGAAUUAUGUUAGAACACUUAUUUUUAAACAUGCAUAGCAAUGUUCAUACUCCUGUACAAUGAGCAAUAUGAAUGCCUACUACUGAUACCAAUGAAUUUGGCUUCCAGUAAGCACAACUGGUAAACUUAAAGUAGCUACAGCAAUUUAGAUGUACUUCCAUCUCCUUGCUUUGCUUGAAACAAUCUUAUCAGACAACUUUCUAUGUGACCCAUGUUUACCAGGUAUUUAAUUAUAGUCAAUAGACAGCUAAUUGGGGCACCUUUGUUUUUAUAUUUGACUCUGCACUCCAUAUAUGUAUGUAUGUAAUAUUUGCUAACUAAUAUGUGAUAACUUGUUUUAACUUACCUAGGGUGCCUAUUUAUUUUUUUUAUAAAUGUCCCCUUCUGGCUAUAGAUUUGUAUAAGAGCCUAGACAAUUUUUGUAACAGUAAAGACAUUAACAAGUCUUGUAAUUAAUAUAUUUUUCAGUCCUUAGAAUUAUUUUCUUGCAAAGUUCUGCUUGUUCAAACUAUCAGAUAAAAAUUUAAAAUAUG
Grus americana (Whooping crane) is the source of this 7453-nucleotide messenger RNA. It is a transcript of the gene USP53, whose product is annotated as ubiquitin specific peptidase 53. Gene Ontology annotation, biological process: protein deubiquitination; sensory perception of sound; response to auditory stimulus. Gene Ontology annotation, molecular function: cysteine-type deubiquitinase activity. NCBI's taxonomy places the organism in Eukaryota, Metazoa, Chordata, Aves, Gruiformes, Gruidae. Bases 1616 to 4696 code for a protein of 1026 amino acids. The transcript is spliced from 16 exons. The record is from RefSeq and is a predicted model, not a curated record. Gene Ontology annotation, cellular component: cell-cell junction.